Molecule: messenger RNA, 3123 nt
Organism: Pseudopipra pipra
Lineage: Eukaryota; Metazoa; Chordata; Aves; Passeriformes; Pipridae
Gene: RRAGC
Product: Ras related GTP binding C
Exons: 7
Coding region: 87-1316 (409 amino acids)
Biological process (GO): negative regulation of autophagy; cellular response to starvation
Cellular component (GO): nucleus; lysosome; Gtr1-Gtr2 GTPase complex
Molecular function (GO): GTP binding; GTPase activity
Source: RefSeq, a predicted model, not a curated record
GCCGGGCUGGGCCGUGUCGGGCUGGGCCGGGCGAACGGGAGGAAGCUCCGGGCCGGGCGCUGGCGGGCAGCGGGCUCGGGGCGGACAUGGCGCUGCAGUUCGGCGGGGCGGGCGCGCCGGGCGCGGCUGAGGAACCGACGUUGGUGGGGGGCAGCUUCGGCGCCGCGGACUCGUUCCCCAAGGACUUCGGCUACGGAGAGGAGGAGGAGGAGGCGGAGCUGGAGGGAGGCCCAGGGCCCGGCGGGCCCGGCGGCGGCGCGGGCGGACCCGGCAGCGGCGCGGGCGGGGCGGACUCCAAACCACGGAUCCUGCUUAUGGGGCUGCGGCGCAGCGGGAAAUCCUCCAUCCAGAAGGUGGUGUUUCACAAAAUGUCUCCCAAUGAGACACUGUUCUUGGAAAGUACCAACAAAAUCUACAAAGAUGAUAUUUCCAACAGUUCGUUUGUGAAUUUCCAAAUAUGGGAUUUUCCUGGACAGAUGGACUUUUUUGAUCCAACAUUUGAUUAUGAGAUGAUCUUCAGAGGAACAGGUGCUCUAAUAUAUGUUAUCGAUGCCCAGGAUGACUACAUGGAAGCUUUAACAAGACUGCACAUUACAGUUUCAAAAGCCUACAAGGUCAACCCAGAAAUGAACUUUGAAGUUUUUAUUCAUAAAGUUGAUGGUUUAUCAGAUGACCAUAAAAUAGAAACUCAGAGGGAUAUUCAUCAGAGGGCUAAUGAUGAUCUUACGGAUGCUGGGCUCGAAAAACUUCACCUUAGCUUUUAUUUGACCAGUAUCUAUGACCAUUCAAUAUUUGAAGCCUUCAGUAAAGUGGUACAGAAGCUCAUUCCACAACUGCCAACCCUGGAAAACCUACUUAAUAUCUUUAUAUCAAAUUCAGGCAUUGAAAAAGCUUUUCUCUUCGAUGUAGUCAGCAAAAUCUACAUUGCAACAGACAGUUCCCCUGUGGACAUGCAGUCAUAUGAGUUGUGCUGUGACAUGAUUGAUGUAGUGAUAGAUGUUUCCUGUAUAUAUGGGUUAAAAGAAGAUGGCACUGGAAGUGCUUAUGAUAAAGAGUCAAUGGCAAUUAUCAAGCUCAAUAACACAACAGUCCUGUACCUAAAGGAAGUAACAAAAUUUUUGGCAUUAGUUUGCAUUCUUAGAGAAGAGAGUUUUGAGCGCAAAGGUUUGAUAGACUACAAUUUUCAUUGCUUCCGCAAAGCCAUUCAUGAAGUCUUCGAAGUAGGUGUUGCCUCCCACAGAAUCUGCAACCAUCAAUCAAGCACCUCAAAUAUGAAAGCAGUGACUCACAACGGCACACCUAGGAAUGCAGUCUAGAGGAAAGCUAAUGACCUUGGAUAGACUUGUCAGCUCUUCACUCCAAAGUUUUGUGGAACAAGAGAAGAGUAGUCUGAAAGCCUGAAGUAUGUUUCAGAGGAGAAGAGUGGUCCUAACUGUGGAACAGCGGCUUGUAACUGAUGUUGGACAACUGAAAGUACUGUAAAAAUACUUUGAGGCCAGUGGAGUUAGAAAUGCUGGUUAAAACCAGCUGUAUUGCAAAUGCAGUAGUUUUUUGGUUUGGAAUCCUGUUUUAACAGUCUGUCUCUGACUGAUUGCCUGGUCAAAACUUAAAAACAAUUGAGUUGAGUUUUGUGUGAAACACUGAAUAGUCACUUGCUCAACUUUUUUUAUUAUUAUUAUUUUAAAUUAAUCUGUAGAAUAUCCACUUUUGCUUAAGUUUACCCUUUUGUCAUGCAAAAAAGAAAAAAAUAGUGUUAUUAAGGCUUGUGAAACUCAGGCUUUUUGCUUGCUGAGGCUGGUCUCACGAAUCAUUCCAUUAAGUAGCUCUUGCUGGUGUGUUCAUAAUAUUCUUGUGAAUUCUGUGUUUGUUAAGUGGAUGCAAGGUAGAGCUCUGUUCUAGUGAUUAUGUUUGUUUAGAGAACUGACCUGGGGCUUCAUUUUAAGAGAUCAUGAUACUUCUCUUUCAGACCACAGUUCUUGGUAUGUCCCCUUUGAUGGAAGGGAAGUAUUAAAAUCAGAAAUAAACUACCUGCUCUCUUUUGCAAAAACAUGGAUGUCAUAAAUCUGUGUGAUUAAUCCUGUUCAUGAAACAAAACUGCAUGGCUAACUGAACUGAAAUGUCUGCCAUCUGUUGAAAUAAAGCAACCACUUUCAGCUAUUCCCAAACAAAGAAAAAUGACAAAGUUACUGACUUCUGCUGGUGGAUCUCGUUCCACUCUGGCUGAUAAUCAAGACAAUUCCUAGGAAAAUGUCUGAGGGUGUUAUCCAUGCAUGGCAAUUAAGUAUCGAUCUGCCAUAACCUACUAAUAAUACUGGACUUUGAAAGCAUGUUGAUUCUGUACUAUGACAAACACCUUCUUGUUUGUCACCGAGCUGACUAGAACAGUGUUUUUUCUGAUUUUGUGAAUGCUUACUUUCAUACUAUGGGCAGUCUAUCUGAAUUCUUUAAUUUAUUGAUAUUGGUAUUAUUACAGUCGAUAUCAUACUAUACAUCAGCCUUGCUAUGCAGUAAGCUCAGCCACUGGCCCGUAAAGAUCUUGCCUCUCUUUACCUGUCCCUAUGUGUGUAUAGGUGUUGCAAAGCCAUUGGACCGACUAUACAAGUGCCACUAUAAAAGUUUGUACAAGAAGAACUAACUGUAAGCAAUCUCUGCAACUGGUGUAUUUAUGUGGUCAGAAGUAACCAUGGGAAUGCUUCUGUGCUUAUAGAAAGAACUUUAACUGAACUAUGUAAAAAUGAAUAUACAUGCAUUAACGUUAGGGUAUAUGCACAUACUGAAUAAAUGGUUUUUUUUUACAGCAGGAGACUUUGGAAUUCAAGUGCUCUAGGUCAGUUCUCUUAAACCUAGGCUGAGCCCCUUUUUGGUAAUGGAACUGCAGAGUUGUUUUUUUUAAGGAAGUGCUGCAGGCUUGUAAGAUUGGGGUUUGUAGUUUGCAAGCACUGUCAGAGUGUUCUAAUACUAAAGGUAAGAGAAGAAAUAAUUGGCAAGAUCACAGGAAGAAUGAAAUAAUUCCCAUUUGUGCAGUGAGUUUUCCAUGUUCUAAAUACAUGUGUACGUUCUCUUUGUUUUCACUCACUACAGGAUUUUGUGCUAAUAAAAUGAAAAAAAAAAGGCAAACUGUAA